AUGAGCAAGAGUUCCAAGUUCGUUCGAGGCUUUGAAUCCGUCUGCUUACACGGUGGAUAUUUGCCUGAGGCAACGACCACCAGUCGAGGAGUUCCCAUCUAUCGCACUGCUCCAUAUGUCUUUCCAUCCACAGAACGAGCGGCCAAGCUCUUUGCAUUGGAAGAGCUGGGAAACAUCUACACUCGUCUGAUGAAUCCAACGACUGACAUUCUCGAAAAGAGAUUCGCUCUCAUGGAAGGAGCUCACGAGCUCGGUGCCCUUGCGGUCGCUUCGGGAACGGCUGCUUGUUUCAAUUCCAUCAUCAAUCUUGCCGAACAAGGAGACAACUUUGUCAGCGCUCGUAACUUGUACGGUGGAACUUUUACUCAAUUCAAUGACAUUCUUCCCAAAUUUGGAAUUACUGCCAAGUUCACUGACAUUACCGAUCCCCAAGCUGUGGCCGAUAGCAUUGACGAUAAGACACGUGCUAUCUUUUGUGAAAGUGUCAGCAAUCCUGCCAUGGAAAUCAGUCCUUUGGAAGAGUUGGCGGCCAUUGCCAAGGAUGCCGGUAUCCCAUUGAUUGUGGAUGAUACUUUCACCACUCCUUACUUGUGCAAGCCACUUGACUGGGGUGCUUCAGUUGUUGUCUCUUCGCUAACUAAAUGGACUGGUGGCCAUGGUAUCGGAAUCGGUGGCAUCGUCGUCGACUCAGGCACUUUCGAUUGGAGUCAGGGAAAACAUCCCUUGUUCACCGAACACGACUCUAGUUACGGCGGAUUGCGAUGGGGAGUCGAUUUGCCAGAGACGCUGUUACCAUUGGCAUAUAUUUUGAGAAUGCGCACUGUUCCUCUUCGCAACUUGGGUGCCUGCAUUAGUCCUGACAACAGUUGGAUGUUCCUUCAAGGGAUUGAAACACUGCCAUUGCGCAUGGAGCGUCACUGCGAAAACACUCAAAAAGUCGCGGAAUUCUUGGAAAAUCAUCCCAAGGUGGAAUGGGUCCGCUAUCCGGGUCUCAAGGGAGAUUCUGAAUAUGAAAAGAACCAAAAGUACUUGCAAGGCAAGGGAGGCUCCCUCGUGGUCUUUGAACUCAAGGGUGGUGCCCAAGCUGGUCAAGCCUUUAUCGAUUCCUUGGAGCUCUUGAGUCAUGUGGCCAACGUGGGCGAUGCCAAGUCCUUGGCGAUUCAUCCAGCUACCACCACCCACUCCCAAAUGAGUCCACAAGAACAGGCAAAUGGUGGCAUUACUCCUGGAAUGGUUCGACUUUCCAUUGGACUCGAAACCAUUGACGAUAUUCUCGCGGAUAUUGACAAUGCCCUUACCCAAGCUUGA
Cylindrotheca closterium is the source of this 1308-nucleotide messenger RNA. The record is from the annotation of a GenBank genome assembly. Lineage: Eukaryota; Bacillariophyta; Bacillariophyceae; Bacillariales; Bacillariaceae.